Messenger RNA from Sus scrofa (pig), 8096 nucleotides. It is a transcript of the gene RFX5, whose product is annotated as regulatory factor X5. Gene Ontology annotation, molecular function: RNA polymerase II cis-regulatory region sequence-specific DNA binding; DNA-binding transcription factor activity, RNA polymerase II-specific. Lineage: Eukaryota; Metazoa; Chordata; Mammalia; Artiodactyla; Suidae. Gene Ontology annotation, biological process: regulation of transcription by RNA polymerase II. The record is from RefSeq and is a predicted model, not a curated record.
CCGUGGGGCUGGGCUGAAGUGAAGGUGGCUACGAGGUAGUUUCUCUUUCUCCCUUACCUUUAAUGUUGCUUGUGUUGGAAGGCGACUGUUGAAAGCCCUCAUGCCAGGAUGGCAGAAGAUGAACCUGAUGCUAAAAGCCCAAAGACAGGGGGAAGGGCCCCCUCAGGUAGUGCCGAGGCAGGGGAACCCACCACCCUUCUUCAGAGGCUCCGAGGUACCAUUUCCAAGGCCGUGCAGAACAAAGUAGAGGGAAUCCUGCAAGAUGUACAGAAAUUCUCAGACAACGACAAGCUGUAUCUCUACCUUCAGCUCCCCUCAGGGCCCAGUACUGGGGACAAAAGCUCAGAGCCAAGCACACUCAGCAAUGAGGAGUACAUGUAUGCUUACAGGUGGAUCCGCAACCAUCUAGAAGAGCAUACGGACACCUGUCUGCCGAAACAAAGUGUUUAUGAUGCCUAUCGGAAGUACUGUGAAAGCCUUGCCUGCUGCCGCCCACUCAGCACAGCCAACUUUGGCAAAAUCAUCAGAGAGAUCUUCCCUGACAUCAAGGCGCGAAGGCUUGGUGGCCGGGGCCAGUCCAAAUAUUGCUACAGUGGCAUACGAAGGAAGACCUUGGUAUCUAUGCCACCCUUGCCCGGACUUGACCUAAAGGGCUCUGAGAGUCCAGAAAUGGGCCCAGAAGUAACCCCAGCACCUCGGGAUGAGCUGGUCGAAGCAGCCUGUGCCCUGACCUGUGACUGGGCAGAACGGAUCCUGAAACGGUCCUUCAGUUCCAUUGUCGAGGUCGCCCGCUUCCUGCUGCAGCAGCAUCUUAUCUCUGCCCGAUCUGCACAUGCCCAUGUGCUCAAGGCCAUGGGGCUUGCUGAAGAGGACGAGCAUGCCCCUCGGGAGCGGUCGUCUAAAUCCAAGAAUGGCGUAGAGAACCUGGAAGGUGGAGCCCACAAGAGACCAGAGAGACAGGCCCAGCCUCCUAAGGAGCUGGAAGCCCGGGCUGGGGCUGGCCCCCCAGCACGUGGAGAGCGGAAGAAGAGUGUAGUAGAGACCCCGGUGCCAGCACCCAGUAACCCUCACGUUAAUGCCCUAGUGGCCCGGCUGCCUCUGCUCCUCCCCCGGGCCCCUCCCUCACCUAUUCCACCAAUCCGAGUCUCUCCAUCCAUUCUGGCCCCCAAGCUUUCUUCAGGCACUCUGAAAAUGGCUACACUGCCUCUUCCCAGUAGGGGUGGUGGACCCCAAGCAGCUGUGCCCAUCUUUAACAUGAUCUUACCAACUGUUCCUGCUUUGCCUGGACCUGGACCCGGACCCGGACCUGGCCCCGGGCCUGGGCCUGGUCAAGCUCCACCUGGGGGGCUCACUCAGCCGAGGGGCACAGAGAACAGGGAAGUGAGCAUAGGUGGUGACCCGGGACCCCAUGACAAGGGUGUCAAGAGGACAGCUGAAGUACCUGUGAGUGAGGCCAGUGGGCAGGACCCACCAGCCAAAGCAACAAAGCAGGAUGUAGAGGAUACAGGAAGUGACGCCAAAAGAAAACGGGGGCGCCCUCGAAAAAAAUCAGGUGGAAGUAGGGAAAGGAACUCUACCCCUGACAAGUCAGCAGAUGCCGUGGACGCUGCCCAGCCCUCAAGGUUACCACCGGAGACGUGGGCCUCUGGAGGGGAAAGCAAUUCAGAGAGGCCAGGGCUAGGGGGAGAGGCUGAGAAGGGGGUGCUUGCCCAAGGUCAGGAGGGUGGUGCUGUUUCCCGAGGAGGAAGGGGCCCCAGUUCCCGGCAUGCCAAAGAAACAGAAGAUAAAAUUCCUCCUGUCGCCCCGAAAGUGAGUGUUAUCAGGGGCAGUAGAAGCCAAAAGGAGGCUCUUCAUUUGGUUAAGGGAGAGGUAGACACGGCGGCACAGGGUAAUAAAGACUUAAAGGGACACGUGCUUCAAAGCUCCUUACCCCUGGAGCGGAAAGACCCCAAAGCCACACCCCCGUGAUAGGUAUGUGAGGAAGAGUGUUUAUAUCCCCGCGUUAACUCUGCCGGUCUCUGCACUUGCUUCUCACCUGGCUCUUCAUUCUCUCCUGCAUAGACAGCUGAGGCACCUUGUCUUACACAGUGCCUGGUUCUAGCCUCUUGCCUUUCCAGCUCAGUACCCUUGGCUUUAGAGUCGCUAAUAAACCUGUAGUGCCCAUCUCUCCUGGAUCCCUGCACUAACCUGUGGAACUAUAGGGACAGAAUAUGACAAACAUAUAGAGGAGGAAUCUUUCCCUUUUAAAUCAUAGAAAACCUAACUCCAACCGACUUAAAAGAUUUUUUGGCUUGUGGAACUGGAAAGUCCAGAGGUAGUGCUGGCUCCAGGUAAAACUGAUUCAGUGGCUCAGUAUGUCUCUAAAUACCAGACUGUUUUUCCCCCCGCUGCUCUACCUUCUGUAGGAACAUCUGAAGCCCAGGGCUCCUUGUGGCUGCCAGCGCUCCUAGGAUUACAUGUUUCCUCAUUUAUGUCCAGCCAGAAAGAGCAGGGCAUCUCUGUGCCAGGAGUCCUAGCAAAAGCCCUAAGAUUCACUCUGGUCAGGCCAGCCUGGGUCACAUGCCUACACCUAACUUAUCACUGUGGCCAGGAGAUUGGUAAUCUGCUUAUUUAUUGUACCUGUGGGCUGCACUUUUCGAAGAGGGCAGGAUCAGCCUCUUUAGAAUCACAUAGAUCCUUAAAUGGAAACUGGGAGUGGGCAACUCCUGGAGAGGCAGCUGACACCUGGCCACUGCAAUGAAGUAUGCGUGGUUUUAGCUUGCCAGGCUAAGAGCAACUCUGCCUGCUGCCUUUUUCCCUCAUGCUCUAGGAUUUUUCCUUACUGCAGCAGGAGUCUCUUACCUCUUGUUUUAGUCUCAGAAGGAAUGAGAGGAAAGCCAUUCUCCUUUAGGGACUAUCUCUUUAGUCUCAUUUAGAUGACAAUCCCCUCCCCCCUUUUUUUAACCUACAUCUUAGAGAUGGAUAUUCUUCCUUUUCCUGUUUCUGAAUUUUAGUUUUCUCAUUCCUGCUUCCCUAUCCCCCACCCUACUGCCUCUGACCAAUAAAGUGAAAAGAUUUACUCCCUAGUUAUUAAAUUCAUUCUGUAUCCACCAGGUGUCAGUCUCUUGUCAUACACGUGUCAAGACUUAGCCAGGAUUGUGGGGUUUAGAAAGCUAUGUGUUUGGAAGGAGAUAGCUCUGCAUAUCAGGGAGCACCAGUGGAAGGAAUCCAGCCCCUCCAGGUACAUAUUAGAGAAAAGCAGUAAACCAGCCAAUAUUUAUUGAGGACCUACUUCGUCUUCUAUGUAGGGUAGCUUCUUUCAGGGAGUCUCACUUUUCUUUCAGGGAGCCUUUGUUCAUGUGUUCAUUUAUUUCCACCAUUGCAGAUUUUUAAAAAUUAUACUAUGUAAUGUUUGAUAUCUAUAAAGAAUAUAUUUAACAUUGAAUAAAUUAUGAAGCAUAAUAAUUAAAUGACUCAUCACCCAAUUUGUACAUUAAAACAUUAGAAAUGUCAUUGAAUUUCUUAUGCUCUUCCCCUAUCCUAUCUUCCUGCCUCUUCCUAGAGGUAAUCACUGUCCUUAAUUUUGUAUUUAUCAAUUACCUGAUAUAUAUAUAUAUAUAUAUAUAUUUCUGUGUAAGUUUGUUAAUUGCCUGAUAUAUAUUUCCAUAUAAGUUUAUUAAUUACCUUAUGUACAUAUGUUUCCAUAUAAGUAUAUAUCCUUUAAUAAUGUACUGUUCAGUUUUGCUUUUUAGCUUUACGAAUUUUUAUUCUCUAAGUCUCCUGCAGUUUACUUGUUUUUUUCAUUUAACAUUAUUUCUAAGACUCAUCCACGUUGCUAUAGAUACCUAUGGUUUGUUAAUUGUCAUGGGUAUAAUAUUUCAGGUGCAUAAACUGCAAUUUAUUUAUCCAUCCACCAAUCAAUGGACAUUUGGAUUGUUCCCAGUUUUUGUUUUUUUGUUUUUUGCUGUUACAGAUAAUGCUACUGGGAACAUGCUUGUACAUUUUAGUGCCUCUGUUUUCAGUAAGAUUUCUAAGAAGCUUGCUAAGGUAGCUCCUUCGGUCCAUAGACCCUAUGAGCUGGGAUUAUUCCCUCUUGUCUCAUUCUAUAAAAGAGUUUACAUCAGAUUGAAAUAGACCAUCCCUGGAGUUCCAGUCUUGGCGCAGCAGAAACAAAUCUGACUAAGAACCAUGAGGUUGCAGGUUCGAUCCCUAGCCUUGCUCAGUGGGUUAAGGAUCCGGCAUUGCUGUGAGCUGUGGUGUAUGUGGCAGACACGGCUUGGAUCCGCUGUUGCUGUGGCUGUGGCGUAGGCCAGCAGCAACAGCUCCGAUUCGACCCCUAGCCUGGGAACCUCCAUAUGCCACGGGUGCAGCCCUAAAAAGACAAAAGACAAAAGAAAACAAAAAUAAAAAAAUAAACUAUCCCUUAAAAGUGUGGUAAAACUUACCUGGUAAGCCACCGGAACCUAGCGUUUCUUUGUGGGAAAUGUUUAAUUCAGUCUCUUUAAUAGUUAUAGGCUAUUUGGGCUUUUUAUUUCUUUUUGAGUCAAUUUGGGUAAAGUGUUCUAAAAUUUUGAGCAUUUGACAUUAUGUUUUAAAAAUGAUAUUUCUUCCAUUUCCUUUUUUGCCUCUGCUCCCUGGGUAGUCGUAUCUGCCUUUUCAGUUCUACUCUUUACUUGUGCCUUGUCUUUUUCCCUCUUGACCAUCUCUACCAGAAGUUUAUUUUACUAAUAUCUCCUUAGAUGCUACUUUGAGUUUUGUUGAUUCUCUCUCUCUUAUAUACUUAUUUUCCACUUAAAAUAAUUAUGGGUCUUAUCUAUAGUUUUUCCUUCUGCUUUCUUUAGAUUUAACUUUAUGUUCUUUUAUAGCAUCUUAAUUUUAAUCUAAUUAAUUUUCAGGCUGUUUUUUGUUUUUUUUUCCUAUUGUAAGUUUUUAAGGACCCACCUCCCUGGAUUCUCCAAACUUUUCUGUUUAAAGUAUUUAAGUUGUUACUUAGUUCUAAGAAUAUUUAAAUUACCUUUAUGAGCUUUUUGAUUGACGAAUUAUUUACAAAAGUUUUAUAAAUUUCCAAAUGCCUGGAUAUUUAAAAAUUUACUCUUUUGAUACUGAUUUACAGCCUAAUCAUUGGUGCUUAGUAAAUGUGGUCUCUAUGAUACUCUUUGAAAUUUGUUGGGAUUCUUUUUUGUCUUUGUUUGUUUUUGCCACUCAUGCAGCAUGUGGAAGUUGACAGCCCAGGGAUCGAACCUGUGCCACAGCAGCAGCCCAAGCCACUGUAGUGACAACACUGGAUCCUUAACCUGCUGCACCACAAGAGAACUCUUGGAAUUGUUGUUUUAUAUUCUGUAACUUAAACCUGGAUGUCUAAACUUGUUUUGUUGUUUUCUGCUGACUCCUGCCCAUGUCAGCUUGUUUCCUUGUAUAUUUUGUAUUUUUGGAUUUGGAGUUGUUAUUUUGUUGAACUUAAUCUAAGGGAAUCCAGAGGGCCUAAAUUGGGGGUACUUUCCCCCAGAGAGGAUUUGCAUUUGCUUUUGCCAGGAAACAAAUUGUGUUCCUGAUCUGGGACUGUGUUCACCUCUUCAAGAGUCCCAGUUUAGCUCAGGAGCUCCAGGUUUUUUCCUUGUCUCUGAUCAGGCCCAAGGUUUAGCCUCUGUUCACAGUACUAAUAUUGGCCUUUGUCCCCACGGCAAGCCUGCUUCUACUACAUGUUACUCAUCCUUCAUAAGGUUGAGGUUGUAAUGUUAUGACUCAUCCUUCAUAAGCUCAAUGGUAUUUUUCCUUCCUUUAGUGAUCUCUUCUACUUUCUGAUGAGCCCAGCAAUGUGGUAAAUGUGUUUCCUGUCAUUUCUCCAGGAUCUAGUUGUAUUCUAGUGGAAGAGCCCUUCCUCUUAUCCAUGCUGCCAGAAGUAGGAGUCCAUUACUGUGGUUUUGACAUUUCGCUUCUUGUUUUUUAAGAGUGAGGCACUUGUUAGAAGCUGGUUGAUUUAGGCACUGUCUCCAAGUCAAUAAUGAUCCCAGCACAGUGUGAGUUAUGUUCGCAGUAAGCGCAAGGAGCUGUGGGAGCCCAGAGGAACAGCAUAUAGGUCAGACAGGGAUCAGAAAUGACCUCCUGGUAGAGAUGAGCAGGACAAGUCUAACUAACUCAAGGCAAGGACAGAACAACAGAAGACAUAUGGUAAAACCAGCUAACUCAUGAUACUCAUUCUGCUGCAAAAGAGCUGUAAAAUCAAAAGAGACCGAGUGACUUGGGAAGGCUUCAUAGAAAAGGUAGGCUUGAGUUAAGCCUUUAAGGUAAGUAGAGCUUACAUAGGUGAAAAAGAGGAGGGCACUCCAGGAAAAGCAGGGUUUGGGGAUUCGGGUGUGCAUAAGUCAGUACAACCCAGGAAAGAGCCCCAUCAGACAGAAGGAAUGUGUAUGAACAAUAGUGAGAAAUAAACUGGAAGAAGAACACGCAACCAUUAUAGUUAUCCAUUGAUCAAAUGAAUGAAUGAAAGGUACGAAGUUUGCAUUAGAGGCUGAAGGAACAGAAGUCAAAAGGAACCAGCCAGACAGCUGUUGCUAUUAUCCACAUGGGAGAUGAGGAACUGGAUCAGGCUGCUGACACAUGAGAGGUGAUAGGCACAUUAAAAAAAAAAACCACUGAUGAUAGAAUAGAUAGAAGCAUCCAAGGGAAUAUUGCCCUUACCAUGAGUGGGUUUGGAGAUGUGUUCACUUUGGGAGAUCUGGCCACUGGAUAAUUUUGACAUUUACAUGAAUGGUAUGGGAUUUUUAAGUCACCUAUUUUAAAAUGUCACCCUAAUUUAAAAACCUAAUAGGAAACAAGUUAUCCUUCUUCAGUUCAGACAAUCUUCAGCUUAUUAGGGCUAACCAAGGUUAGCCUAAACCUGGGUAGGGCUAAACCAUGGUUUUGAGGACUGCCUGCUUCUUCUCUGCAUGCCUUACUCUCUCCCCAGUACCCUGCUCCCCCCUUCAAUUGUUGUCUUUUUUCAUUUUAGCUCUAUCAUAAAUUAAUGAUCAUUUAUAAUUUACUAAAAUCUGAAAUAAUCUUUUGAUUAUUAAACUAAGACAAACUCUAGAUGUCUAGUCUAUGGCCUCAAAUAAAUGAAUUUAUUAUUUUUGUGGGCAACAAUCAGUUUUCUUUAAAAAAAAAAAAAAAACAAAGCAGGAGUUCCCGUCGUGGCUCAGUGGUUAACAAACCUGACUAGUAAUCAUGAGGUUGUGGGUUCGAUCCCUGGCCUUGCUCAGUGGGUUAAGGAUCCAGCGUUGCCCUGAGCUGUGGUGUAGGUGGCAGAAGCGGCUCGGAUCUGGCGUUGCUGUGGCUGUGGCAUAGGCCGGCAGCUGUAGCUCUGAUUAGACCCCUAGCCUGGGAACCUCCAUGUGCUGAGGGUGCAACCCUGAAAAGACAAAAGAUAAAACAAAAACAAAGCAAAUACCACGUUGACUCACAUGCUAAAUGGGGGAAUUGAUGUCGUUACAUAUUUGUCUAAGUGUUUGUCUCAUGGUUUAUCAGAAGGCAUAUUCCUUCUUUGACUAGGGUCAUUCUGCUAGCUCUAUCUUAUGAGGUAAAGUUAAUUGUUUUUUAUAUAUAUAUAUAUAUGUAUUAUGUAUAUAUAUGUAUACACAUAUAUAUAAUGCAGUAGUUCUUUUUUUUUGUCUUUUUUUAUAUCUUUUUGUCUUUUCAGGAACUCCCCUAUAAUGCAGUGUUUCUUAAGAAAUAUUCAUGAAGAGGCAUUUAUUUACUGCAAAGAGCAUGAAUUCGUCAGAAUUCCCGUCGUGGCUCAGUGGUUAACGAAUCCAACUAGGAACCAUGGGGUUGUGGGUUCAAUCCCUGACCUUGCUCAGUGGGCUAAGGAUCCGGCGUUACCAUGAGCUGUGGUGUAGGUUGCAGAAUCGGCUCGGAUCCCGCGUUGCUGUGGCUCUGGUGUAGGCCGGUGGCUACGGCUCUGAUUAGACCCCUAGCCUGGGAACCUCCAUGUGCUGUGGGAGCGGCCCUAAAAAAGGCAAAAAGACCGAAAAAAAAAAAAAAAAAAAAAGCAUGAAUUUGUUUCAAAUCUUACCUUUACCACUUUCCAUAUGACUUUAAUCCACUUUUUCAAACUGGAUUAAUAAAUAGAUUUCAACUCA